UCUAGAUUUCUACUCGAUGCUGAGACAACACGACAAACUAUUUCUAGCGUUUACACACUGCUUGAAUAUAGACCCAUUUAUACAACAAACUAUAUUUUUUGACCGCACUGUUAAUUUCACGGUGGUAAUUAGCACCAAAAUAAUGUGCACACGAGGUGCCAAAAAUGCGCACAAUUAUACACGGAUUUUUGGCACGUGCUCGUGGUUUGGGUGCUAUUUUUGCGUAAUACACGACAUUUAUUUAAAAAUUGCAUGCGUGUUUGUUUAUGAUUUUAUGCGGAGUAUUUUAUUAUGAUUUUAUGCGGAAGACAAUCUCUAUAAGACAAGUGGUUUCAGAAGCUUCCCCGGAAGACGAUUCUUUUAUCUAUCCUUCCAUAAUUAUACGAUAUCAAAUAAUCCAAAACACACCCAUGAUUGAAUGUAUAUCUAAAACAUAAAUACGAAUUACAGAUAUAUUUUUCUUCCAGUUUACGGUAUAUAUGCUAACCAUAGUGGGGUAAUGCUUAGGUACUAUGGCUAUAGGAACGCGCUAAUGAACUGAUAUUAUCAGUGCGUCUGAAAAAACGGAACAGUGUUUAUAUUGCAUUCUGAAUGAUAUUUAAUGGCUGUCAAUUGCUGCAUAUAUCAAACAACAUGCAUCGAGCGUUUAAUACAUGCACCAAUAGAUUAUAUUCUGUUUUUAAGACAGCCAGUAUUAUAGAGUAUAUUAGAGCUCAAAAUAUAGAAAUGAAAUUGGAAUGCGUGUUUUACAAACCAUUAAAGGAAUUGCACUGAUGCCGCGUAAACUGCUAUAUCAUCAAAACCGUGGGUAAAUCAUGCAGUCGCAAAUUAAAGAAAGUUAUACAUUCUUAUUGCCGUGACAUGGCACAAAUUUUCUUUUUUGUAUUUACGAUUAAAAUAAUCGAAUUGUCAAAAGAUUCUUGGCGGUAGGAGAUGAAUUGCAUAUAAAAUCGUAAUAUCGAGAGGUACACCGAGAAGAUAAAAGUAAACCUAAUGGAAGUCCUGCAUGGUUAGUAUAUACCAGUUAAAUCUGUUAAGCUAUCCCCAAAUUCUGCUAUUAUAGUGGACUAUCUGUACAGUAUGAAAAAAAAAUACACAAAAAAAUGCACAAAGCACGUAUCACUAGUGACGUAGGGCUAACCACAACCGAUGCAAUAUUCCACAUUUUUUGAAGUGCUUCCGACUUGAAAGGUGUGUAGCUAUGUUAGCGGAAAUGUGGUAACUUCCACUGCUCGAACAGUGAGAAUAAAAGCGUCCGAAAUGACAGAACUUAUAACAGAUUCGUCAGCUCUAACACAUGCAAGGAGAAAUCAUAAGCACGAAAGACAGGCUCGGAGAAUAAAAUCGUACAGUGAAAGACGAGCAAUAUAUAAUAUUUUGUGGCGAAGAUGAAAUUACAUCUCGGUUUGCUGAUUUUGUGUUUCGUGGCAGUUCCCUCGAAAUCAGAUGAUCCAGAGCCUCCUCCACCUCCAUCGGUUCCUAUUGGUCCAUUUGAUUUAACAGGAAACAAAGGAGGUUUCGUGAGUCCACCCGGAGACGAUAAGGAAGGGGAUUAUGAUAGAAAGAAUUUGUUUCAAGGCGAUAUUAAAGAUUCAGGACGCCGUAAAACAGGAGGGAAGAUCGGAGAGGCAGGAACUAGAACACCUUGGCCGAACGGAAUUAUUCCAUAUGUCUUUGACUGCAGCGUUGAAAGUAUCGAGAGCGCUGUAAGGGCAACAAAAGAUGCGAUGGCAGAGUGGGAAGGUAGAACUUGUGUCAGAUUUGUCAAGAAACAGCCACAUCACAAAGUUUAUCUCGAGUUCAUCAGAGCUGCUGGUUGCUGGGCAACGUACGUUGGAUACAAAGGAAAGAAAACGCAAAUUUCAAUUGGUAACGGUUGUGACUAUAAGCACGUCAUGGUUCAUGAGUUGGGCCACGUGAUCGGUUUCUGGCAUGAGCAAAGUCGACCAGAUCGGGAUCAAUAUAUCACAAUCAACAGAGGAAAUGUUCAUAAAGCAUUAUUAUACAAUUUUGACAUCGUUAAAGAACAAGUGAACAACUAUGGAGAACCUUACGACUUCGAUUCUAUCAUGCAUUACCCUUGGAAUGCCUUUGCGAUCGACAGAAGACAAAAUACAAUCUUUCCCAUAAACCGACAAUAUUUGCGUUCAAAGAGACCGUACCAAAAACUCAGUGACUCAGAUGUCGCACAGACGAACAAAAUGUAUCAGUGCGAUAAAAUCGCACUUGCUCGGGAUGCUAGUUUGAAAUUUAUCAAUGACGAAACUAAUGUCAAUAAUGCAGCUUCGUCACCCGGUGGAAAAUGUCAAGACAAAAAUACGAAUUGCCCCAGUUGGGCGAAAGGCAAUCAGUGUGACCUGGCACCAGACCCAGUGAUAAAAACGUGCCCCGAAAGUUGCGGUAUUUGCAAAAAGCCUUGCGCCGAUGAUUACGAUGAUUGUAAAGCAUGGGCAGAGUAUGGGAAUUGCUUUAAGGCUGGUGAUAUAAAGACCGUCAGAUUCAUGCUCAACUAUUGCAGAAUAUCCUGUGGUGUGUGCAAUCCAGAUUCUACAACCAAGGCACCGACCAAAGCUAAACCUGCUACAACGAUUAAGCCAGUCACGAAAGAGGGUGAAUGUCUAGACAAACAUGAACAUUGCGCUAGUUGGGCGAAAGCCGAUUAUUGCAAUUUGUCACCUGAUCCAAUGUUAACGACGUGCCCGAAAAGCUGCGGGAUUUGCGAUAAAAAGAAAGAUGCUUGCACAGAUGGUUAUAAAGAUUGCGAAGGAUGGGCAGAAGGCGGACUUUGCAACAAAAAGGAUGACCAACGUGCCGUCAAAUUCAUGAUGACUAAUUGCAAAAAAUCCUGCCGUGUAUGCAAUCCAGUGCCUUCAAAAAAACCUAACAAACGACCUACCACCACGUUGCCACCAACGACUACCUUAUCACCAACAACAACCUUACCACCAACAACAACCCCAGAGCCCACAACCAAAGCACCAACAACGGUACAAAUUAUGACCACACCUAAAUCUACCACGAAGACACCAACUACAAAGAAUGGAAUUAGACUACCAACAGGAAAAUUCACAGGGGUAUUGUGCAAAGAUCGCAGCCAAUAUUGUCAAUCUUGGGCAAAAGAUGGAAGGUGUGAUACUGAUCGUUGGGUGUAUGACAACUGCAUGUUGAGCUGCAAAAGGUUCUCAAUCUGUGACGGAAAAAUGAUUAAACCUCUUGGCAAAUGCACAGAUCCAUUAGGAGUAUAUUCAAACAAAGAAAUUCCUGAUAAUAAAAUGUAUGCCUCGUCCACAUUUGCACCAGGUGGCGGAUGGUACGCCCCGGCGUCUUCUGGACGUCUGUACAAAGAAGACGAUCACGCCCGAAAACAUGUCGGAGCAUGGUGUGCUGCUCCUUAUCGAAAAACGAAUAAUUAUUUACAGAUUGAUUUUGGGAGGAAAAGAAGUAUCACUGCCCUGGCGACCCAAGGAAGAGAUACGUAUUUUGAACACGUGAAAUCGUACAGUUUGUCUUUCAGUGACGACCGAUCAACAUGGCGUGAAUAUAAAGAAAAUGGAGUUAAAAAAGUAUUCGAUGGAAAUUGUGAUCAUGUGACACCGGUGUUAAAUCUUCUAGAAAAUGCUGAGUAUGCUCGUUAUAUACGUAUUCAUCCAAUCAAGUACAUCGCCGCAGCUUGUCUCCGUGUGGAAGUAUACGGUUGCUAAGCAAUAUUUUACACGGAGUUUCAGCUUCGCGUUCGUAGGCAAAAACGGCAAACGUCAGGUGAAAAAAAAAUUAUCCUAUUAAACCGUUAAGUGAAAACGUUUUCCGAAAAAUUAAUUCUCUUUUUGAGAUAGGAAAAAAAUUCAGAGUAAGAAAUUUUAGGCUGAAAUUGCAGCAGAAAAGAACGACAUUAGUCUUCACAUUGAUAAAAAAAUAAAGCUCGACUCUGCCGUUGCCCUCAAACGUGAAGUCUAAUCUUCCUAUAUUAUCAAAUAAUUGAAAGAUAUACUCCGAGCAGUAUACUCACUUAUUUGUGCUUGUUAUGCCUCUUUUGCAAUAUAUUUUUAUUAAGAUUUUGUAGCAAGAUAAUUUAGAAUAAUGAUGUAACACUCUAAAAUAUUUGUGUAAAUAAUAUUUUAAAUAGUAGUAAUAUAUUGACUGACUUUGACGUUUAGAGAAUUGGACAUUGAACGUGUAAGCAAACUUUUAAUUAAAUAUUAGGAUUCUCAGUGAAGUCAUCAAUUAAAAAAAUUAUAUAUAAUAUUAAAAAAUUUAAAAAAAAUUUCGUCGCAUCUUUCUCUUGGUCGAGAACAAUGGCUAUAUAUAUAAUAGCUAAUCUUAUUGAUUUGAAACAUUGAAUUGGUGUAUAUAUUUAUUGGUCUCCGCAGCGAAAGUGGUCCACUAUACACUGAAAAUACGUUUAUCCUGUUUUAAAAAAUGAAAGGGAUACAAUCCUAAAUCUCUCCCUAAUCGAUCAUUAUCACGUUUCUUAGCAAACUAAAAUUUACAUUCCCCUUAUUUCCAUGUAAGAUAUAACUUAAAAAGUAAUAAAGCUAACUUGAUAAAAUUUUCAUAAGACUUUUGACUUGGAGAUGAACCUGAAAGAGUUGUAUUCACUUCCGCCUAAAUAAAAUAGCGCCUGUUUAUUUUAGACAGUCGUAUAAGUUUUAUAGUUUAUAGCCUGCAAAUGCAAGUUUUUUUUCUUCUAGGUUAGGCUACGAGGCAGAAAUUUUUACAACUAAAUAAAAAUCGCUCUAGCGUUAAAACAUGGUUAGUUAUCGUGUAUACAAAAAUCGUUCAUUUUCCUUCAUUGGGUGUGUCUGGUGAUCGUAACCUUGGUGACUGCAGAUUAACCUCAGAGUAUAACCGUCUUAAUAAUAUGGGAAGGAUAAAAUGUCAUGUUAUCCAAAGUUAAAGAAAAAAAUGUUUGGCAUAAGCAUUUUAAUUAUGAAUGCAUGAUGGCAUUAAAAUUUGUUUGUGGUUACAAUUUUUAUUAACAAUAUUCACAAUUUGCAAAUAUGGAUAACAAUAUGGAAGCUUUACAACUCCAGCACCAUUACCUUCGAUAUGUCCCCUGAACUCGACCCUUUUUGCGCUGUAUUAUACUACCUACUUUUGCCCUUUAAUUAACUAUAGUUAAUUUAUUUUGCCCUACCCUGCAUCGACCAUUGCAUUUUAGUAAACUAAAUCGAAAUCUAUAUAUAUAUUAUAUACAAUCUAUACAAUCGUAUCAAUCUGAAAACCUCUAUACUCACGCUAAUUGCGAUUAUAAGAAGCACCCUCAGGAACCAGUCUGUUUAUAUUAGGAACAAACGCGUUCAGAAACCAACGACCUAUGUGUAUUUGGGUUUGUUUAUGGAUGAUAAGUUUAUAUUCCUACAGCAUGUUGAGAACCAAAUCAAGCAGGCAAAUAAGAGAUUGUAUUAUAUUAGAUCGAACUAUGAAAAAGUUGCAUAUUAGUGGGAACAUAGUUGCUAUGUUCUAUAACGCUACCGUUGCUGCGGUAGUAAAUUAUGCUAAUAUUGGCUUUUAGACGCUAUACGAUAUUGCCGCAAAAUGAAAUGUAUUUACAUAUGAGUAGAUGAAAUUUGUGCAUGUUAAAUUUAAAUAGGUAUGACUAUAGUCGGUCUUCAGAUGCAAUUAAGCUAUUUGCUAUCCGUGAUAUCUUCCAAAUGAAUUUCUUAAUUUAUCUUAUUAGUUGUUAUACAAGCUGAUUACAUCUUUCAAGGAAAACGCAAUAUAUUGUAAUUUGACGCCAUACCAGAGGAUUCUCAAACUUGGUUUUGAAAUUUGCUAUAAGAGUACGUAUACGUACAAAACGAGAAAAGCACGUAUAUGUACAAAACGAGAAAAGUACGUAUAUGUACAAAACGAGAAAAGUAUACGUAUACGU
This is a messenger RNA of Dendronephthya gigantea, 5872 nucleotides long. RefSeq lists its product as uncharacterized. Gene Ontology annotation, molecular function: metalloendopeptidase activity; zinc ion binding. The transcript has 15 exons. NCBI's taxonomy places the organism in Eukaryota, Metazoa, Cnidaria, Anthozoa, Malacalcyonacea, Nephtheidae. Bases 1389 to 3701 code for a protein of 770 amino acids. Gene Ontology annotation, biological process: proteolysis. The record is from RefSeq and is a predicted model, not a curated record.